CACACACUUGCCCUCAGUCACCCGCCAUGAGCGCCUACGGACUGUCCCUAUUGGUUGGCUGCCAGCUGAUCUGCCUGGCCAUUGCUGGAGUCCCGUACGGUUACCAGCCACCUGUUAAAUCCCCUCAAUGCUACCCAAAGACCGUCUACGUCACUGUUCAGCAAGAUAUCUACAAUGAGGUCCCUGUACCAACUCGUGUGUACCAGACCAAGCUAGUGCCCACACGGUACGACCUGGACGAAGUCGUGGAUGUCUACCAGGACCAGAUCUCGACCCGGUACUACCCUCAACCCGUCACAACCACCGUACACGAAGCUCUGGUUGACUACGUGACAAACUACAAGUACAUCACUGUGACCAAACAAACUCCCGUCGUAGCAACUGUGGACAAGAACAUUCCGGCUAUUGUCACCGAGACCGACUACAGCCAGGUGGUCUCCGUCGUCAUCGAUACAGAGAUCAUUGUAGAAACCGACGUCCUCCCUGUCUACAGCACCAAGAGGGAGAUCGUUUUCAACCAGAUCUACAACACCAAGGUCAUCCCCAUCUAUGAGACCGUCUGGGAUACCAAGAUUGUGUACAAGACCCUUUGUGGGGACGAUAAUAAGGGAUAUUACUAAAUUGGGUACAGCCUGGGUCGGGAGGGAGAGAGAGAGGGAGAGAGGGAGAGUGAUAGAUCGGUAUAGCAGACUCCCAUGACCAAGAUACUAGACUGGGUGCAGCUUGUGUAGGGAGGGAGAGAGAGACGCCCCCAGCCUGAUAGAAUGGAUCCACCCUGCGUUGAGUGCGAGGGAUCGAGUCAAGGGUGAUUCUAAAAUGGGUUCAAGACGUGACUAUAUUUUGCUGACCUCUCCAUCACGGAUCAUGUCGACGCGUGCUAAAAGGGAUACAGGUUAGGUCGAAACAACAUGGCGUCUCUAAAACGGAUACAAGGCUUGUCCACCCCCCCCCCCCCCCCCCGGAGCAUUGCCAAAACGAAAAUGGUCCAAAAAUAUCAAGUUCCCAAUUUCACUACGAACUUAAAGAGUAAGUUUUGUUCUACUUAAAACCACCAAUGAAAAGUUUUGUAAGUCUUCCCGUUCUUGAAUAUAAGUUAUGAGUUAUGAAUAUUACUUAUGAAUAUUGAAAUGGGUUAAAAAGUUCAAGUUCGGAUUUUCACUAUGAACUUAAAGAGUAAGUUUUCUUAUACGUAAAAAACACCAAGGAAAAGUUUUAUAAGUCUCCCAGUUCUUAAAUAAUAGUAUACUCUCCAAAUGGGUUAAAAAGUUCAAGUUCGGAUUUUCACUAUGAACUUAAAGAGUAAGAGUUAUUAUACUUUAAAAACAUCAAGGGAAAGUUUUAUAAGUCACCCAGUUCUUAAAUAAUAGUAUACUCUCCAAAUGGGUUAAAAAGUUCAAGUUCGGAUUUUCGCUAUGAACUUAAAGAGUAAGUUUUCUUAUACUUAAAAAACAUCAAGGGAAAGUUUUAUAAGUCUCCCAGUUCUUAAAUAAUAGUAUACUCUCCAAAUGGGUUAAAAAGUUCAAGUUCGGAUUUUCACUAUGAACUUAAAGAGUAAGUUUUCUUAUACGUAAAAAACACCAAGGAAAAGUUUUAUAAGUCUCCCAGUUCUUAAAUAAUAGUAUACUCUCCAAAUGGGUUAAAAAGUUCAAGUUCGGAUUUUCACUAUGAACUUAAAGAGUAAGUUUUCUUAUACUUAAAAA
Eriocheir sinensis (Chinese mitten crab) is the source of this 1700-nucleotide messenger RNA. RefSeq lists its product as uncharacterized. The coding region runs from base 27 to 620 and encodes 197 amino acids. The transcript has 3 exons. NCBI's taxonomy places the organism in Eukaryota, Metazoa, Arthropoda, Malacostraca, Decapoda, Varunidae. The record is from RefSeq and is a predicted model, not a curated record.